Molecule: messenger RNA, 327 nt
Organism: Arabis nemorensis
Lineage: Eukaryota; Viridiplantae; Streptophyta; Magnoliopsida; Brassicales; Brassicaceae
Source: the annotation of a GenBank genome assembly
AUGAGAUUGGUUUGUGAGAAGAAAGAGGAAGAGCUUGAAGAGAGGGAGAAAAAAGUUGAGUUGCUUUCUAAGUUGAUCGAUGAAAAGUCAUGUGAGUUAGAUAGGAGUAGGAGAGUGAAAGAUUUUGAUCUGAAGGAAAAAGUAUCGAUUGAGAGAAGGAGCAAAGAAGCUGAGGUUGUGGCAUUAUCUCUUGAGCAGCUUGAAGCGAAGGAGAAGGAGCUUAGCUUACUUGAUGAAGCUGUGAAAGAGAAAUUAGCUGAAUUUGAGAAGAAAAACAGAAAGAAAAAGCUGAGGAGAUUGAGGAGUAGACCAAGUUUCUUGAGUUAA